AUGAUCUCACAAAAGCUUAAGAUAUUUCAACAUACUGCAACCAUAUAUAUACUCCAAAUACUUUUCAAUCGGUUUUCUAGUUCAAUUGGUCGUGCUCAACGAUGUGCACAAGUGAACGAAGUUCUGAAUCCUCGAUUGAGGCAUUUACCUCCAAUUCAACGAUGUCAAGUUCAUCUUCAUUUAAUGUGUUUCGUUGAUGAUUCGUACAUGUGUCUAUGCACUCUUGAGCGACAUGCUAAUUGUUUCAAAUUUCAGCACAUUCUUUCAGUGUGUCAACAUACGACGUAUUGUUUGAAUGGAGCACAAUGUUUAAGUGAUGGUUCGAUGUGUCCAUUGGCAACGUUUUGCAAUUGUACGGAUUGUUUCUUUGGUGAUCGUUGUCAGUUUUAUGCAAAAGGUAUUGGACUGACACGUGAUGAUAUUUUACAAAUGCAACGAUGA
Molecule: messenger RNA, 441 nt
Organism: Adineta ricciae
Lineage: Eukaryota; Metazoa; Rotifera; Eurotatoria; Adinetida; Adinetidae
Source: the annotation of a GenBank genome assembly